Messenger RNA from Brassica napus (rape), 2012 nucleotides. RefSeq lists its product as uncharacterized. The transcript has 2 exons. The record is from RefSeq and is a predicted model, not a curated record. NCBI's taxonomy places the organism in Eukaryota, Viridiplantae, Streptophyta, Magnoliopsida, Brassicales, Brassicaceae. Bases 1 to 900 code for a protein of 299 amino acids.
AUGGAGUCUCUUGAAGCUGUUUCGUCUGGUUCUCCUCUCCUGCAACCUGAACCUCCAGAUCCGGAUAUCGACGUGAUGCUCCUGGUGGUUCCUCCUGUUCCUCCAGUCCCCCCCGACCCUCCACCGGUUCUCCUAGGUUGUGCGAUUAUCCGCCAGAUCUCGUUGUCUUUCACCACCCCUCACCAUCAGAGAGAACCGGAAGCUCCGUUGCCAUGGUUUCUCUGCGCUUCUACUAGUUUCUCGCUCAAGCUUCUCUGCUCAGAUGCAGAGGCGGGGGUUGUUGAGUUAUUUGUUGCAAGGUUUUUGGGAUUUCUGAUAGCAAAGUGCAAGCUUACCUCCCUUCAUUGCUCAUCAUUUCAAGUUCUCGAGGACUGGACUUCAAAUGGUGAAAUAUUGGAGUUCUCAGUCAAAGCCUAUCCUUCAUUUGAAAUCUCUGGUACAUGUUGUUGGACCCAUCUCCCUUUGCUUCAUGCUUCCGCAAGGUGGUUCGCUUUACAGCACUCAAUCUUUCAAAAGAGGUGUUUGGUCGCCUCUGAGGUCGUUGAUGUGUCCUCCACAGUCGGUUAUGUUGAGAACUUCCCGACUUGUUCGGCUAAUGGAAUGUGGAUUGAGAUUUCUGCUCUAAGCACCAAGGCUGUAACGCUGCAGAAAGCUCCUCGCUCAACAGCAUCAUCUGGACUUUCAUGUCUUCAGAUUCUUUCGGACUCUAUUGUCUCCCUCUUUGCCCUGCGCUCAGGGUUGGAUUUGAUUGAGAUUACAGGUUUCUUCAUCGCCAAGAACCUUGUCCCUCUCGUCACUCUGUUUUCAUGUUCUUCUAAACUAUCUACUACCUUAUGUUUAGUUGUUGUUUUCGCAAAGGGUGUUGUCCCCAAACAUUGUUCUUCAAGUACUCUGUUUUGAGUUUAUGAAAUGAAACCGUUGACAAAAAAAAAAAAAGCUUACAUUUGAAUUCACUAAUUCCUAUUGAAACUUACUUUUAAAACAAAACUAACUUCAACAUAAUACAAGCAAUAAAUUUGGUUUAGAUAUUUAUUUACUAUAAAACGAGAAUAUCAUGCUCGUAGAUGUUAUAAUAAUAGUUAAUCGUGUUCUUAACCAUAAGAAUCCUACGUGUUCUUAUUAUAUAAUCUGUGUUUAAAAUUUAGUGAAAAAAUGUGCAAGUCAAAAGACCAAGGGGGUCUCGGUUUUAAAGACCUGGAAAAGUUCAAUCAAUCACUGCUGGCCAAACAAGCCUGGCGUGUCAUGAACAACCCGAACUCUCUGUUGGCUCAGGUUCUCAAGCAACGCUAUUUCAGUAAUAGGUCGUUCAUGGAGGCAAGGGUAGGAGCUCGACCAUCCUUUGCCUGGCGGAGCAUUCUUCACGGGCGUGAGCUCUUACAACAAGGUCUACUGAAAUCAAAGGGUGAUGGUGCGGAUACUUUAGUCUGGUGAGAUAAAUGGAUUGUCGAUACAAAACCAAGAACCCCAGAUUAUAGACCAGGAUCAGAGGUUGAUAUUUCUGUGAAGGUUUCUGAUCUUUUGAGCCAACAAACAGGGGCUUGGAAUCGGGAACUGGUCUAUAGCACCUUCAGUCUAAGAGAUGCUGAGACCAUCCUGAAAAUUAAGCCUCAACUUGAUCGCCAAGAUAAGAUGAUUUGGGGUAUGACUAGAAACGGGGAGUAUACCUCAAAAAGUGGAUAUGCCUUGCUGGAGGCGCUAGAGGAGGAGACGACUCAACCCACAUCUAACACGUCGCCACUAGAAAAUAAAUUAUGGACAGACCUGUGGAAGACCAAUACGUCCCCUAAGCUUAAACAUUUCUUGUGGCGUACGUUAUCUGGAGCUCUGGCGGUAAAGGAAAGAUUGAGGUCUCGGGGCAUUCAGUUAGAUACUACUUGUUCUUCGUGUGGAGUUGCUCAGGAAGACAUUGGUCAUGUUCUAUUCCAUUGUCGGUUUGCAAAAGAUGUUUGUGUUAAAAUUUCAGGAGUUGCUGAUUAUGGAAACUUAACGGUAGCAAAUGCUCUUGCCGAUAA